AUGACUUGGAUGAGGGCAUUGAGUGCACCCUCAGCGGAGCUGUGGGCGGACGGCGGGACGGAGCCGGGAGGGGAGCGGGAGCGCUGCGCGGAGCUGAGGGCCGCCCGCGAGGAACGGAGGAGGCGGGUCGCCGAGCGAUUGCUGCACCAGCACUGGAAGCAGAACUGCGCUGAGCUGCGGGAGGUGGAGUCAGAGCUGCACAAGAAAAACGUGGUGGAGUCCUGGGGUGAGCAGCUGAAGCAAAAGCAGCAGCAAGGAGCAGCGGAACGAGAAGAGAGAAAGCUUUAUGAAAAUGAGUAUGAAAUUGCACGAAAGGAAGCUCUGGAAAGAAUAAGGCAAGAGGAAGAGAAACGUCGGCUGGAAAACAAGAAGCAAGCAGAGAUGUUGCUUCAACAGAUAGAAGAACUGAAAUUACGGGAGGCAGAGGCAACAAAGCUGAAGAAAGAACAAGAAAAUUUAUUAAAGCAGCAGUGGGAGCUGGAAAGCUUAGAAGAAGAAAGAAAACAAAUGGAAGAGCAACGGAAGAAGACUGAGCUUGGUCGCUUUUUGAGGCAUCAGUGUGAUGCCCAGUUAAAGAGACGAGCCCAGCAGGUACAGGAGGAGCUGGAAACAGACAGACAAAUCUUAUUAGCCCUCCUCGAGAAAGAAGAAGAGGAUCAGCGCCGCCAGUCUGAAAGACGAGAGCGAGCUGUUGCAGAUGCUGCCUGGAUGAGACGUGUCAUUGAGGAACAGCUCCAGUUAGAAAAACAGAGGGAGGCAGAGCUACAGAUCAUUUUUAGAGAAGAAGCUAGAAAAGUGUGGGAGAAGAGGGAAGAACAAUGGGAAAGAGAGAAGAUGGCCAGAGAUCGCCUGAUGAAUGAGGUCCUUGCAGGCAGGCAGCGCCAGAUCCAGGAGAAGAUGGAGUUAAACAGACAGGCCCAAGAAGAGUCUAUAAAGCACCGAGAACAACUGAUUAAAGAACUUGAGGAGGCAAAAGAACUGACAAGGCGAGAGAAAGAGCAAGAGAAGGAACUGAAGACAGCUCGCAGACAGGAAUUGGAAGCUCAGCUGACGGAACGGCGCUUACAAGAACAAGAGGAGCAGGAACGCCAGAGACAGGAGGAGGAGGAGGAGAAAUCAAACAAGCAGCGCUGUGCAGAGCUGGUGCAGCAGGAAGCCAGGAGCAUGGCUGAGCAGGGCUACUGCAGCAGGUAGCAGUGCAGCAAGGAAGUCCUAAUGCUCAGGUGCAUCAGGAAGGAUGACAGCCUCAGGUGUGAAACUAAAUGUUAUCAGUUGUUAAAGUUCUUGCUGCAGUGCAUCUCUGCUGUUCAAUCUUUUCCUCUUCUGUUGUGCUAAAAAUGAAUCUGAGUUUGAGUUUCUCUCUGCUUAACCACAUACCCAGAAGACCAUGUUUCUCAUACUAAACUAGGAACAGGCAACUCGCCUCUUUGUCACUUAAUAGAUAGUAGCUAGAAGAGCCAGAGAAAACUGGAAGGGGAUGUUACUGCACUAGAGCAUCAACUAAAAGUGACUUAUUUUUCAUGCUAGAUAUUCUGUAUUCACUACUGUGUCUUCUUUGCCUGCUGGAUAGCAUGUGUGCAAGAUUAAUGAUAAAGCCCAUCAAGUAGCCAUGA
Molecule: messenger RNA, 1613 nt
Organism: Meleagris gallopavo (turkey)
Lineage: Eukaryota; Metazoa; Chordata; Aves; Galliformes; Phasianidae
Gene: TCHP
Product: trichoplein keratin filament binding
Biological process (GO): apoptotic process
Cellular component (GO): keratin filament
Source: RefSeq, a predicted model, not a curated record